GACAUGAGAUCGUAUUCUACAUGAAUAAAUACGGUAAAUGUUUUUUAAUUUUUAUAUUUUUUGUUAAAACCAGACCUUAAGUUUUUUGAAGAAAGCUGCUCCAUGUUCCAGCGACAUCAUCUCCACUAGCUACUCUCACUGCCUCAUGUCUGGCCUCCUCUCCUCUCGCCUGAAUGACACUCAGGCGUCCAGCCUCUCUCAGGAGGAGCAGCUUGAUGCCAUCUUGUCAGCAGCCAUCGAGACCAGUUCUUUGAGUUUGAUCACCGGUUGUAUCAAACAGUGGACGGCAGAAG
This is a messenger RNA of Austrofundulus limnaeus, 293 nucleotides long. Its product is annotated as protein ELYS. The record is from RefSeq and is a predicted model, not a curated record. Lineage: Eukaryota; Metazoa; Chordata; Actinopteri; Cyprinodontiformes; Rivulidae.